Alosa alosa (allis shad) is the source of this 6765-nucleotide messenger RNA. Its product is annotated as peroxidasin. Gene Ontology annotation, biological process: response to oxidative stress. The coding region runs from base 624 to 4889 and encodes 1421 amino acids. The transcript is spliced from 23 exons. The record is from RefSeq and is a predicted model, not a curated record. Lineage: Eukaryota; Metazoa; Chordata; Actinopteri; Clupeiformes; Clupeidae. Gene Ontology annotation, molecular function: heme binding; peroxidase activity; protein binding.
CUGAAGAGGUCGUUUGUCUUGUCCCCUGGUCUGGGUGUCUGCUGUGCAGAAAGUGCCGGCAGCACCGGGAGAGAACAUUUCAGAUGAGGAUUCAGUGUCAGGCUCUAUGAAAUGUAAGCAAACAAGUCUUGGCUUGGAAUCCCUUUGAAAAAACAUCCACAUAACCACACUCACCCUUUUAAGUUGGAAGCCUUUUGUAAGGGGUGAACCAAGAGAGGUGGAUGUUUUAUUUGAUACAUUGUAACAUUCCCAGACUUUAUCUUGACUGUAUUUGGAUUUGCCCUUGGUUGUUAUCCUGACAUUAUAGAGGUUUCUUCUCAGGUUACUUUCACCCACAGUUUUAGUUAUGAUUUAUGAAACCAAAGAACCACACCAAAGACAGCAAGUGAUCCUGCCAGAGCUACUGCUGUUACCUUUAGCACCUCUGGCACAACUGGAGCAUUCAACAUCUACUGCAUACAAGGAUUCUUCUCAGAAAGCAAUGGCAUGUCCUACUCAAGCCAAGAUGUUUUUGAAAUCAAAUAUGCCACGCCAUAAACACAAACCAAUGUCUGUCUAAUGAUCUUACAAUUCUGGAUGGCACUCAGGAUUUUGGACAUGUAAGACCGAGCAUUUCACAUCACAUGCACAUAGACCUGAGAUUCAAUAAAAUAAAAGACUUACAGCCAGGCUCUUUCAGACGACUCAAGAACCUCAACACCCUCCUCUUAAACAACAAUCACAUCAGAAGAAUCCCUAGAGGAGCCUUUGAAGAUCUGGAAAACCUGAAAUAUCUCUAUUUGUACAAGAAUGAAAUCCAGUCAAUUGACAGGCAGGCAUUUAAGGGGCUUGUCUCUCUAGAGCAACUGUAUCUGCACUUCAACAACAUUGAGUCCUUAGAGCCUGAGUCCUUUGCUCAUCUGCCCAAGCUUGAACGCCUAUUUUUGCACAACAACAGAAUCACCCAGCUCGCGCCGGGAACCUUUUCCCAUCUGCAGUCCAUGAAGAGGCUGCGUCUGGACUCAAACACACUGAACUGUGACUGCGAGCUGCUGUGGCUGGCUGACCUGCUGAAGCAGUAUGCGGAGUCGGGGAACGCCCAGGCGGCCGCCACCUGUGACUAUCCCAGCAGACUGCAGGGCCGCUCCGUGGCCACACUGACCGCUGAGGAGCUCCACUGUGAGGUCCCCAGGAUCACGUCGGAGCCCAGGGACGUGGACGUGACCUCAGGGAACACGGUGUACUUCACCUGCCGCGCAGAGGGCAACCCCAAGCCCCAAAUCAUCUGGCUGAGGAACAACAAUGCACUGAAUAUGCGUGACGACGCACGCUUGAACCUGCUGGAGGACGGCACACUGAUGAUCCAGGACACGCGCGAGACUGACCAGGGCGUCUACCAGUGUAUGGCCAAGAAUGUGGCUGGAGAGGUCAAGACAUCAGAGGUCACCCUGCGCUACUAUGGCACACCAUCGCGGCCCAGCUUCGUAAUCCAGCCGCAGAACACAGAGGUGCUGGUGGGCGAGAGUGUGACCCUGGAGUGCAGCGCCACUGGCCAGCCCCACCCCCGUGUCUCCUGGACCCGCGGUGACCGCACGGCCUUGCCCACCGACGACCGCGUCAACAUCACCCCCUCUGGUGGCCUCUACAUCCAGAACGUCAACCAGGCCGACGGGGGCCAGUACACCUGUUUCGCCAGCAACGAGGUGGACACCAUCCACGCCACGGCCUUCAUCAUAGUGCAGGCUGUCCCCCAGUUCACUGUGACGCCACAGGACCAGACGGUUCUUGAGGGCCACACUGUGGACUUCCCUUGUGAGGCCAGUGGAUAUCCUCAGCCUGUCAUAGCCUGGACUCGUGGAGGAAGUCCGCUGCCAAAUGAUAGACGGCAUGUGGUACUCUCUACGGGCACCUUGCGUAUUGCCCGCGUGGCACCUCAUGACCAGGGUCAGUAUGAAUGCCAAGCCAUCAGUCCCGUGGGCACCGUCACCACAGGCGUCCAGCUCAACAUCCAGCAGAGAGUAACGCCUGUUUUCACAAAUGCUCCAAGGGAUGUGACAUUGGAGUCUGGCACGGAUGUCCAGAUUCCGUGCAGUGCUCAGGGAGAGCCCACGCCUGUCAUCACCUGGAACAAGGAUGGCGUCCAGAUAACAGAGAGUGGAAAAUUCCACAUUAACCCUGAUGGAUACCUGCAGGUCAAUGAUGUUGGGCCUGCAGAUGGGGGGCGCUAUGAGUGUGUCGCCCGAAACUCCAUCGGCUACUCCUCUGCCAGCAUGGUGCUAACUGUGGAGGUGCCCCAAGUCAGCCGAGAGGGGGAUCCAUUUGUGGACAGGUCCAUUGAGGAGGCCAUCCGUAGCGUCAACAGUGCCAUUGACUCGACCAGGAGACAUCUGUUUGACGGUUCGCCCCGGACCCCAGGUGAGCUGCUGGCCCUCUUCCGCUACCCAAGGGACCCCUACACGGUGGAGCAGGCGAGGGCAGGCGAGAUCUUUGAGCAGACUCUACUCCUCAUCCAGCGCCAUGUCAAUCAAGGGCUGACGGUCGACACAAACGGAACAGCCUUCCGUUAUAAUGACCUGGUGUCUCCACGCUUCUUGGAAAUGAUUGCCAACCUUUCCGGCUGCACAGCACACCGGCGAUUCAACAACUGCUCCGAUAUCUGCUUCCACCAGAAGUACCGCAGCCACGAUGGUACGUGCAACAACCUACAGCAUCCCAUGUGGGGCGCCUCUCUGACUGCCUUCGAGCGUCUCCUCAAGCCUGCCUAUGACAACGGCUUCAACCUCCCACGUGGCAUCACCGAGAGGCGGCACAACAACUACCCGCUGCCCUUGCCACGCCUGGUCUCCACCACCAUGAUCGGCACCGAGACCAUCACGCCAGAUGACCGCUACACGCACAUGCUGAUGCAGUGGGGCCAGUUCCUGGACCAUGACCUGGACUCGACGGUGGCGGCGCUCAGCCAGUCGCGCUUCUCCGACGGCCAGCUGUGCGCGCAGGCGUGCACCAACGACGCGCCCUGCUUCCCCAUCAUGUUCCCGCCCAACGACCCGCGGCAGCUGCGCAGCGGCGCGCGCUGCAUGUUCUUCGUGCGCUCCAGCCCCGUGUGCGGCAGCGGCAUGACCUCGCUGCUCAUGAACUCCGUGUACCCGCGCGAGCAGAUCAACCAGCUCACCUCCUACAUCGACGCCUCCAACGUCUACGGCAGCUCGGACCACGAGGCCGAGGAGAUCCGCGACUUGGCGAGCCACCGGGGACUACUGCGGCAGGGCAUCGUGCAGCGCUCGGGCAAGCCACUGCUGCCCUUCGCCACGGGGCCGCCCACCGAGUGCAUGCGCGACGAGAACGAGAGCCCCAUCCCCUGCUUUCUGGCCGGCGACCACCGGGCCAACGAGCAGCUGGGGCUGACCGCCAUGCACACGGUCUGGUUCCGCGAGCACAACCGCGUCGCCACGGAGCUCCUGCGGCUGAACCCACACUGGGACGGCGACACCAUCUACCACGAGGCGCGCAAGAUCGUGGGCGCCCAGAUGCAGCACAUCACCUACAACCACUGGCUGCCCAAGAUCCUGGGUGAAGUGGGCAUGAAGAUGAUGGGCGACUACCGUGCCUACAACCCCAACAUUAACUCGGGGAUCCUCAACGCCUUCGCCACGGCGGCCUUCCGCUUCGGCCACACGCUCAUCAACCCCAUCCUGUACCGUCUGGACGAGCACUUUCAGCCAAUCCCCCAGGGCCACAUCUCCCUGCACAAAGCCUUCUUCUCACCUUUCCGCAUAGUCAACGAGGGGGGCAUCGAUCCCCUGCUCCGGGGCCUGUUUGGAGUCGCAGGCAAGAUGCGUGUGACCACCCAGCUGCUGAACACAGAGCUGACCGAGAGGCUUUUCUCCAUGGCUCACGCGGUGGCACUGGAUCUGGCUGCCAUGAACAUUCAGAGAGGUCGCGAUCACGGAAUCCCCCCCUAUAACGACUACCGGGUCUUCUGCAACCUCACCUCUGCACAAACUUUCGAGGACCUCAGGAACGAGAUCAGAAACCCAAACGUGCGGGAGAAACUGCAAAGACUCUACGGCACUCCCCUCAACAUUGACCUGUUUCCUGCUCUGAUGGCCGAGGACCUGGUCCCUGGAAGCAGACUGGGCCCCACCCUCAUGUGUUUGCUAGCCGCCCAGUUUAAACGCCUUAGAGAUGGAGACCGGUUCUGGUAUGAGAACCCAGGAGUCUUCACGCCAGCACAGCUCACACAGCUGCGGCAAGCCUCCCUCACCCGGGUGCUGUGUGACAAUGCCGAUAACAUCACCCACAUCCAGCCAGACGUCUUCACUGUGGCCGAGUUCCCCCACGGCUACGGCAGCUGUGAUGACGUGCCCAAGAUGGACCUGCGUAUGUGGCAGGACUGCUGUGAAGACUGCAGGACCAAGGGUCAGUUCAAUGCUCUGUCUUUCCACUUCCGUGGUCGGAGGUCACUAAAACACAGCUUUGCAGAGGACAAACCUGUUUCAGAUAGUCCCAAGGACACCAGCCCCAAUGAAAGCAUCGCACAGGAAGCCCCCUCUGUGCCUGUGAACGUCUCCCUCCCCAUUAAAGCCAGCACUGAACCCUCACUGAACGAGUUCCAAGACUUUGUCUUGGAUAUGCAGAAGACCAUCACAAGUUUGCGAAAACAGAUUAAAAGACUUGAAGCGCGCCUGAGUAAGACAGACUGCACUGAUUCGGAGGGCAUGGAGCGGCGAGAUGGAGCGCGCUGGAAGAGGGACCCCUGCACCACAUGCGAAUGCAAAGAUGCCCAGGUGACGUGUUUUGUGGAGAGGUGCCCCCCAGUGGACUGCCAGAAGCCUGUGACACUGAAAGGAGCCUGCUGCCCCGUGUGCCUGAACCAGCCCUCGAGCAGUGGUGGCGAGCGCCACACAUAACCUCAGGACCCCCGCGCCCCACACGCAUCCCAGCGGAGAGAAAAAAGACAUGGACUAAGAGUCUUGGCAGGACGCGGUGACCAUCAGCAUCCAGUUGCCUAGUUUUUGUUUUGUUUUUGUUUUAUUUUUUAACUUCAGAUGUUUUUUUUUAUGUCGGAUAUUAACUUUUAUUGUCAGUACCCCCAACCCCCCAAGGCCAAUUGCCUUACUUGGGUAUGGUCAAGUCCACUGGCUUUCUGAAGUGCCGUCAUGGCAGAGACCUCUGCCUUGUCUAGGAUGGAUGUGGGACUCCACCCUUCCUCCCUCUUGGCCUUAAAAAGUAAACAGGGACCCCAAGGGCCUGUGGGCGUGACCCAGAGCACUGACCCCACCCACCAGGCCAGCGCACGAGGAAGGCAGCGCACCAGGGGUGUGUACGGAAAGGGAAGUAGAUCGACCACCGUCGGCCAUGUCGUCUCUUAAAACGCGUUCUCAGGUCAGAGAUGCCGAACAAACUGGUGCUAUUGUUUUUUUCUCCUCCUUCACAAUCACCCUUUUUCUUGAAAUGAUUUAGUUAUUUGCAUCAGUCUGAAAAAUAUUGUUGUUUUUGUUUUUGUUUUUCUACAGUAUGCAAAUCAUCAUAUACACUCUCAUUAUGUGCCUUUUACGUAAUGUUUAUGGUGCUUCAUAUCUUAUAAUGAACAUACAAAUAUAUAUAUAAAUUUAUACAUAUAAAUGUAUUUCCCCUACGUAUCAUCUGCUUCCAUAUGAAGAUAAUGUGAAUACCUGUUUUAAAAAAAAUGUAAUGCAAAAAAAGUCUACUGAUUACCGAAUGUGCAUAAUUUCCCAACUGAUGGUUAACUAACAUCUGGUGUUUCUUUCUCUCCCUCUCACACACAUACUCUUUUUUCUCCCCAAAAACUCACAUAAACAGAUUCUUUUUUUUUUCUGAACUUGGAGAGGGGGGUUGGUAGAUCAUGUUGGAGGAGUUGUUGUAUGUCCCCUGUGAGUUGACUUACUAUUUAACUUCCAACUUAUUUUUUGCUAUCCUCUGCUUGCAAGAUGUGGCUUGUGCUCCAGGUAUUUUCUAUGGGUCAUGCAUACUAGAGAACAGAUGGGCAGACACCCUGACUUAACUACAAAGUUAAAAAGUUUUUGCCUUUUUUUGUUCGUUUUUGUUUUGUUUUUAUGCUUACUUUUCUCCCUAGCGAUUCCCCUAGGCUGUCUCACCCUUAUCUACCAAUGCAGUAUUUUAAGUGUUCAGUAUUUUCCACUUGGUCAAAAAAUGGCUGCUCUCUGCACACAAACACACUGACACCCAAUGUUGAAGGACCCAACUGUUCGGUACCUCACCUGACCACAUCACAAGUCUGACCUCUCCACUUCUCAGGUUCCCCUCUGUUUCCCCGCUGUGAGUCAAACAAGAGACACACAUUGACACCUCAUGAGUAAAGUCCCCUCAAAUCCCUCAUCAAAAGCUGGGCUACUUUGUUGUGGUUUCCAUGAUCAUAUGUCCACACCCUGCCUCUGUUACCACCCCAACCCCCAACUGUAAACCACCACCAUCACUCUCACCAACACCACCCCAACGAUUUUUGUCUUCAGCCACUUUGUGACUGCAGAGGCAGAUUAUGCAGGGUGUGGUGGGUUUUAAAAAGGGUUUUAUUAGGACUUAAUCACCCUCCAUCUCCUUCUCGCUACCUCUGUCCAGCUGUCUCUCUCUCUCUCUCUCUCUUCUCUCUUAUGUGCUUCUUUCCCCAGCGGUCACACUCGUACAGUCACUGGCCACUCGUCCGAAACGUGGAGACGCCUGGCUCUCGUCUGCAGCCUUAGCGCGGGAUGUGCAAGAGCUGACGUAACUCUGCUGAGUGCCGUGCUCACUCUGUACCUCCUUGAC